Molecule: messenger RNA, 5890 nt
Organism: Dama dama (fallow deer)
Lineage: Eukaryota; Metazoa; Chordata; Mammalia; Artiodactyla; Cervidae
Gene: WNK4
Product: WNK lysine deficient protein kinase 4
Exons: 20
Coding region: 879-4298 (1139 amino acids)
Biological process (GO): positive regulation of sodium ion transmembrane transporter activity; intracellular signal transduction; negative regulation of sodium ion transport
Cellular component (GO): cytoplasm; cytosol
Molecular function (GO): potassium channel inhibitor activity; ATP binding; chloride channel inhibitor activity
Source: RefSeq, a predicted model, not a curated record
UGGACUCAGUGAGCCUGUGGUUUUACAUCUGCUGGGUGGGCUGUGUGGGGGAGUGCUAACAGAACACAGCUUGAGGACAGACAGCUUUCUGUCUCUGCAGUAGAGUAACUUAAUGGCUUCCCCUCCCUCACCAUCUCCCUGUGGAAGUCCUGAACGACGCUGAAGCCCCUCCCUCCAUCCAUCUGCUCUGGGUCGGGUAGUUGAGGCCAAGGGGAGCUGAGGGGGAGUAAACCGGAUAUGGACUUUGGUUUAUUGGAAACUUUGGCAAACAGAGGGGUGAGGAAGGAGAGCCCACAGAGCAAAAUCAGCCACUUUGGUCAGGGCCAGGCUGUGGUUAAGGUGGGGAGUGGAGAGGAUGGGUGACCCGGUCCUUGGUUUGGGGGAGGGGCUGGCUCUGGGGUGCACACACCCAUCCGUGCGCAGCCCCGAGGGACUGCGAAGUCGGAGAAAACCACAUCUUUCCAUUGACCUCUGUAUUGUCGGCCCAAAGCCAUUCUGGACGAUUAGGAGGGGGUGGCGCUACCUUAUCUGGGGCGUGCAGACGGGUGGUAGCCUCCUCCUCACCACGCCCCUUUUCUAGGGUCGGGGAGCCGCGGUCACGUUUCAUCUCCCUGUCCUAGUACCGUGCUCCCCCAAACAGGUCUGCGCACUCUUAGUGCGCGAGGACACACCGCCUCUCCCCGGGCUCCGGCUUCGGAAAGAGACUGAGGGCGGGUGCUUCGGGAGGCCAGGAGGAGGAGGGCCAGCGGCCGGGGGCGGGGCAGUGGCCGAGCCGCCGCAGCUCAGUCGACUUGGGGCUGCUGAGCUCUUGGUUCCAGCCAGCCUCACCCGUUCCGGAGCCCCCUGAACCACCGGACUCCGCUGGUUCCGGCCCCGCGAUGAGCCCACCGCCCAGUGCCGAAGAGCCCCCUGAGGGCACGUGGACCGCGGGCGCCCCGGUGAAGCCUGCAGACUCCGAGCGUUCGGAGCCCGCGGGCUCCACAGGAGGGUCGGGGUCCCGGGAACAGCCGAGGAUCAGUGAGGCGGCGGCAGCCCGGGAGCGGCGGCGGGAGCAAGAGGAAAAAGAGGACACGGAGACCCAGGCUGUGGCAACGUCCCCGGACGGCCGAUACCUCAAGUUUGACAUCGAGAUUGGACGUGGCUCGUUCAAGACGGUGUAUCGAGGGCUGGACACCGACACCACGGUGGAGGUGGCCUGGUGUGAGCUGCAGACUCGGAAACUGUCUCGAGCCGAGCGGCAGCGAUUCUCCGAGGAGGUGGAGAUGCUCAAGGGGCUGCAGCACCCCAACAUCGUCCGCUUCUACGACUCCUGGAAGUCGGUGCUGAGGGGCCAGGUUUGCAUCGUGCUGGUCACCGAACUCAUGACCUCUGGCACGCUCAAGACAUACCUAAGGCGGUUCCGCGAGAUGAAACCACGAGUCCUUCAGCGCUGGAGCCGCCAAAUCCUGCGUGGGCUCCAUUUCCUACACUCCCGGGUACCCCCCAUCCUGCACCGAGAUCUCAAGUGUGACAACGUCUUUAUCACCGGCCCUACGGGCUCUGUUAAGAUCGGGGACCUGGGCCUGGCCACGCUCAAGCGCGCCUCCUUCGCCAAGAGCGUCAUCGGGACCCCGGAGUUCAUGGCCCCAGAGAUGUACGAGGAAAAGUACGACGAGGCCGUGGACGUGUACGCGUUUGGCAUGUGCAUGCUGGAGAUGGCGACCUCGGAAUACCCCUACUCAGAGUGCCAGAAUGCCGCUCAAAUCUACCGCAAGGUCACCUCGGGCACGAAACCUAACAGCUUCUACAAGGUGAAGAUGCCCGAGGUAAAGGAGAUCAUUGAAGGCUGCAUCCGCACGGAUAAGAAUGAGAGGUUCACCAUCCACGACCUUCUGGCUCACGCCUUCUUCCGCGAGGAGCGCGGCGUCCAUGUGGAGUUGGCGGAGGAGGACGACGGAGAGAAGCCGGACCUCAAGCUCUGGCUGCGCAUGGAGGACGCGCGGCGAGGGGGGCGCCCACGGGACAACCAGGCUAUCGAGUUCUUGUUCCAGCUGGGCCGGGACGCGGCCGAAGAGGUGGCUCAGGAGAUGGUGGCCCUGGGCUUAGUGUGUGAAGCUGAUUACCAGCCAGUGGCUCGUGCAGUGCGUGAACGGGUUGCUGCCAUCCAGCGAAAGCGUGAGAAGCUGCGCAAAGCUAGGGAGUUGGAGGCCCUCCCCCCAGCGCCGCGACCCCCACCAGCAGCUGUCCCCACGACUCCUGGUCCCUCCGGUGCCUUCCCUCCUGAGCCCGAGGAGCCAGAGGCAGACCAGCACCAGCCCUUCCUCUUCCGCCAUGCCAGCUAUUCAUCUACCACCUCGGAUUGCGAGACUGAUGGCUACCUCAGCUCCUCCGGCUUCCUGGAUGCCUCAGACCCUGCCCUUCAGCCCCCUAGUGGGGUGCCUUCCAGCCCCGCUGAGUCCCAUCUCCACCUGCCCGCGGCUUUCGCUCUAUCCAUUCCAUGUUCUGGCCCUGGCAAUGACUUUUCCCCUGGAGAGAGUUAUGCCUCAGAUGCAGCAUCAGGCCUUAGUGAUGUGGGAGAAGGGAUGGAACGGAUGAGGAGACCCCCAGGGAAAAACCUCCGGCGUAGACCCCGAUCCCGGCUUCGGGUCACAAGUGUCUCAGACCAGAAUGACAGAGUGGUUGAAUGCCAGUUGCAGACGCACAACAGCAAGAUGGUGACCUUCCGAUUUGAUCUGGAUGGGGACAGCCCAGAAGAGAUUGCAGCUGCCAUGGUGUAUAAUGAGUUCAUUCUGCCCUCGGAGCGAGCUGGAUUCCUGAACCGGAUUCGGGAGAUUAUCCAGCGAGUGGAGACCCUGUUGAAGAGAGAUACUGGCCCUGCGGAGGCUGCUGAAGACCCUCUGAGUCCCCAGGAGGAGCCAGCACCACUGCCUGCUCUCCUGGGGUACCCCCCAGAUCCGCCCAGGGCAGAGCUCCAGAGCAGCACCUCCCUGGAGCAGAGAUGCUGGGCAGCUUUCUCUGCCUCCACAUCUCCUGGAACCUCCUUGUCUUCUGGAAACUCCUUUUCUCCUGGAACCCCUGUUUUCCCAAGUCCCAUCCUUCCCAUCACUUCUCCCCCAUGUCAUCUCAGCCCCUCCUCAUUCUCCCCAGUUUCUUCUCAGGCCUCCUCAAAUCUCUCUCCAUGCCCCCCAAGCUGCCCACUUCCAUUCCCCCCCAGUGCACCCCAGUUUCCAGUCCCAUCUGCUCAGUUUCCACAGAGUUCUGUCCUCCCCGAUUGUUUCCAGGUCACUGUCACUCCUCCCUCCUUUCCCCCCUGCCCCUCUGCUUGUCCCCUCCCCUCCACCACUGCAGCCCCUCUCCUCUCUCUGGCCAGUGCCUUCUCUCUGGCUGUGAUGACCGUGGCUCAGUCCCUGCUGUCCCCGGCCCCUGGGCUCCUGUCCCAGUCUCCUCCAGCUCCUUCUGGUCCUCUCCCUAGCCUGCCCCCUCCCACUCCCAGUACUCCUUGUGGCCAGGAGCGGCCUUCAUCGCUGACAGCUGAGAUGGAGAGUGAGGCCUCUCCGAAUCUUGGUCGGUCACUCCCGGGUGAAGCCAGAUUGGCGCCCAUCUCGGAAGAGGGAAAGCCUCAGCUUGUUGGGCGCUUCCAAGUGACUUCAUCCAAGGAGCCAGCUGAGCCUCUUCCCCUGCAGCUGGCACCCCCAACUCCCUCUGGCUCCCCGAAGCCUCAAACCCCUCAGCUGACCUCGGAGAGCUCGGACACGGAGGACAGUGCUGGAGCCAGGCCAGAGGCCAGGGAGGCUCUGGCUGAAAGUGACCGUGCAGCUGAGGGCCUAGGGGCUGGAGCUGAAGAGGAAGGGGACGAUGGGCAGGGACCCCAAGCAGGGGGCAGCCCUCCACCCCUGAGCCAUCCCAGCCCAGUGUGGAUGAGCUACUCCUGUAACAGCCUGUGUCUGAGCAGUGAGGAGUCAGAGAGCAGUGGAGAGGACGAGGAAUUCUGGGCUGAGCUACAGAAUCUUCGGCAGAAGCACUUGGCAGAGGUGGAGGCACUACAGACACUACAGAAACAGGAAAUCGAGGACUUGUAUGGCAGGCUUGGGAAGCAGCCCCCGCCAGGGAUCGUGGCCCCUGCUGCUAUGCUGUCCAGCCGCCAGCGCCGCCUCUCCAAGGGCAGCUUCCCCACCUCACGGCGCAACAGCCUGCAGCGUUCUGAGCCCCUGGGCCCCGGCAUCAUGCGAAGGAACUCCCUGAGCGGCAGCAGCACCGGCUCCCAGGAGCAGCGGGCAAGCAAGGGGGUGACAUUCGCCGGGGAUGUUGGCAGGAUGUGAAUUCUGAACAGAGGCCAUGUGUCUCACCCACACCUGGGCCCACCAUGGAGCUUGUGCCCUUAGAAUCUGCUGACCAGCACAACCCUGCAAGGAAGACCUCAGCACUGAGGGAGCAGGCGUGGACCUGCUGCUCCGCUAGAAGAGCCAAACAUGUGGGAACUGUUUGCUGUGUGUAGAAGGUGUACGUUCUGUAAAUCCUCAUCCUUGCCACCUCCCCAGCAGAGAGAGAACCACUAAACAGUCCCACCUGAGUCCAGAUGCUUCUAGAAGGCACACUCCCAGUUGGGCAGGAGAAGGGAGAAUUAGUAGCAGCCAAUAAAAGUUCUGGAACCUAGAACCUGGCAAAUCUGUAUGGAUCUUAGAAACAGGGCAAAGCUCUGUGGGGGAACUUCCCUGGUGGUCUGGUGGUUAAGGACCCAUCUCUCAGUGCGAGGGACUAGGGUUCCAUCCCUAGUCAGAGAAGACUGCACAUGCCACAGGGCCGCUAAGCCCAUGUACCACAACCGCGGAGCCUGCACGCCCUAGAGCCUGUGCUGUGCCGAGAGAAGCCACUGCAAUAAGAAGCCCACGCACCACGGCGAAGAGUAGCGCCUGCUUGCUGCAACUAGAGAAAACCCAGGAGUAGCGAUGAAGAACUAGCACAGCCAAAAAAGCUUUGUAGUAGGGUAAGGCAGGGGAGGAUUUAGAAGGAAUUCCCCUCUCACAAUGGGAGGCAGGGGUGGAACCCAGCCUUCGGGCUUCCUGCCAGCAGUUCAUGAAGAAACUGCAAGGUCAAUAAUCCACCUGACCAAGCUAAGAUUCCACCCAGACUCCACCUUAGGCCUACACAAGCAGGCCCCAGUGGAAGUUAAUGAAAGCUGCUUGUCCAUCCUUCCUUUACCUCUGGAGAAGGGAGAAGGCAGUAAAGUUGAGCGUAGUGUGUCCUGAGAGUUGAGGACAGAAGAGUGACCUUCCUCCCCGCCCCCAAGAGCUGGUUCAGUCUCAAAACGGCCCAGUGACCCACCACAAUCUCUCCCUUAAGUCAGGUGGAACGAUCUCAUGGAAAAAGUAAUUCUAGUUAAACAUUUACAGCUCCCUGGGGCAGUGGUGGCUCAGAUGGUAAAGUGUCUGCCCACAGUGCGGGAGACCUGGGUUCAAUCCCUGGGUCCGGAAGAUCCCCUAGAGAAGGAAAAGGCAACCCACUCCAGUACUCUUGCCUGGAAAAUUCCAUGGACAGAGGAGCCUUGUAAAAGCUACAGUCCAUGGAGUUGCAAAGAGUUGGACACAACUGAGCGACUUCACUUGGGGCAAUAUCACUGCUGCAGCUGCUGCCUGUGAAGUGCUUCAGCAUGAAGUGUCAGCCCCAACACACUCAUUGGACUUGGAGAGAAAUGAUUCAGUUUAUUACUUUCAACCUGACCCCAUCUUUCCCAUUUUAGGCUCCAACACUGCACAUAGCUGCCACACCCACCCCCAUAAUAGCCCACCUCUUGUCCUCCACCCUCCAAAUCGGCCCCCAGGGGAGUUUAAGAGGACUAAACCAUGAAGUCAAUGCUUGGGAAAAGCCAAGGUGGAUACUUCAAACAAGGAAACAAACUAGGAAACAAACAAAG